Messenger RNA from Patiria miniata (bat star), 2043 nucleotides. It is a transcript of the gene slc25a43, whose product is annotated as solute carrier family 25 member 43-like. The record is from RefSeq and is a predicted model, not a curated record. Lineage: Eukaryota; Metazoa; Echinodermata; Asteroidea; Valvatida; Asterinidae. Gene Ontology annotation, biological process: transmembrane transport. The transcript has 4 exons. The coding region runs from base 67 to 1059 and encodes 330 amino acids.
UUGGCCAGCCCCUUUUUGCCUGAGCUGUCAACUUGGACUUUCUGCCUGUCUGCUAGCUUGUCAAUAAUGGGAGGGGUCACAAGAGACCACCGGUUGACUUAUUUGCAGACUUUCACCUGCACCACUACAGCAGGCGUGACCAGCAGAACUCUCACUGCCCCUUUGGAUGUGGUCAAAAUCCUGUCUCAAGUUGGGACCAGGGAAACAAAACAAGGAUUCCUCAAGGCAUUUGUUAACUUGUACCAGUCUCAGGGCCUGAGGGCAUUCUGGAAAGGGAACCUGAUUGGUUGUCUGCGACUGUCCCCCUUCAGCACCAUACAGUUUUCGGCGUUUUACAAGUUCAAGUCGAAGCUUGCAGAUGAGAAUGGUCGGAUGAGUCCCCCGAAGGCCUUGCUGGCCGGAAGUCUGGGAGGAAUGGUUGCCACGGUAGUGACCUACCCAACGGACAUGGUGAAGACGCGACUGAUUGUGCAGUCGACGGAUAAGAGGAAACGGCGUUACCGAGGAAUUGUCCACGCCUUCAAGUUAAUCUUGAAGGAGGAAGGGCUGCUGGCCUUCUAUAAAGGGCUCUAUGUGUCAUUACUAGGUUCCCUGCCCUUCAGUGCCUGUACCUUCCUGAUCUACGAGUUACUAGACUCCAUAUGGGAUUGUCCACGUUACAUGCUCACCCCUGCACAGAACUUUUUCAAUGGAUGUGUGGCGGCAGCCUUUGCACAGACCUUGUCCUUUCCUUUCGAUACUGUCAGGAAAAAGCUCCAGGCCCAAAGCUUUGUGAUGAAGAAUGGAGGGGGCGUGGACAUCCAUCCGUUCCGGGGGAUGAUAAUGGCCUUCAGGAAGACGACUGACAUGUACGGAAUGAAGGGGCACUGGAGAGGAAACGCAGCAAAUCUUUGCAAGAUUAUUCCUUAUGCUGGCCUGAUGUUCAUGACGUUUGAGGCGUGCAAGAGAGGUUUCCUCUUCCAAAACGGCUACACUCAGUCCCUGUCUGACGACACCCCUUUGCCUGGGGUAGACCAGACACUCAAGCCUGAUGAAGUGGCCAGCUACAUGCCCAGAUGACAACCGAGUAAUGCCGAGACUGCCUCGGCUAAUGCAUGAUGGGAUUGAUGCUUCAACGUCCGUGUCAACGAGAUCUGGAGCCUGAAACUGAAAACGGAGCAGUAAACGAGCCAAAACGGUGUUCAGAAAUGUUGGAUGGUGUCUAGUAUUGCCCGUGUGCGAGGACGGUAGAGGGCGGUGUUUCCGCUGUCCAUGAGAUUCAAGCGUGGGCACUCUGAUGGCAGACAUAUGAACGUACGUCAAGUGGAUGAAUGGUACAUUCUGGUAUCCAAAAUGUACGCCAAACCUCUGCAUACACUGUGCGCCAUUUGUCAAUGCUUGUGGAACACUCACAUUGUAGAGAUAGCAAUAAAGUGCCAUUAAGUUCACGGUAAUAUCACGUUCAUCAUUCUAAUGAAAGAGUUCUUUUCACAAGGUAGCUAUAUCAUGCCCUAAAGGUAACCACCACAGAAAUGCUGUGUUUUGGUUUACUCCUGCUUUACAGCACCACAGAAUGGGACCGCAUAUGAAUGACAAGUGAACAUUAGUUGAAGUAAACAAAGACGUUUUUAUUCCAAAUAUCGAUCUACAUACUAUUUCAUAAAAGAUGAUUUUUUUUAUCAGUUUUCAAUAACCUCCAUAAUAGCACCAAUUAGUUUUGACAGCACUAGGUUGGCCACCGUCAGGCAUUGCAAGUGGGAAUUACAAGUGAACAUUAAAUAUACUUUUCAAAGUACCAAUCUACAUACUAUUUAAAAACAAGAUGAUAUGAUCAGAAUACUGUGAGAUAAAACCAGCACACAUACAUGUAGCACUAGUAUCAGCCAACUGCUAUAACAGUAAAAGAACAGUUGUUUUCCUGAAACAAACAAAAUAUGCUAGAUUUGUAAGGAUAUUGCAAUGGUGUCAUUCUCCAUAUAAUUGAACAAGUCUCGACCCAUUAAAAAGUUAGCUAUUUCAAAUUAGUUUUUCUUGACCCAUUAAAACGUUAGCAAUUUCAAUUUA